Molecule: messenger RNA, 696 nt
Organism: Rhizophagus irregularis DAOM 181602=DAOM 197198
Lineage: Eukaryota; Fungi; Glomeromycota; Glomeromycetes; Glomerales; Glomeraceae
Source: RefSeq, a predicted model, not a curated record
AUGGAUAAAAUAGGUGAAAAAAAUGACGAAGAGGUCCCGACAUGGGUUGCUCAAUCGAAAGUGAAUAGUUUAAGACAGUUUUUUAAGAACUUUGAUGAUAUUUAUGACACUCACUUAGCAGACAUAGUACAGUGCAAGAAAAUAGAAGAAUAUAUAGAGUUAGAAGAUAAACUAAUAGGACCUUCUAACAUAACAAAACUGGAAAAGUUACCAAUACGCAUUAACAAGCCUGAAACGAGAGUGCCAGCAGUAUUUUACUUUCUAACGGUAUUCUUAAUGAAAUGGGCAGGGCUAGCUGCGAAGAAAAUAAUAGAAGAAUAUAUAGAGUGUCACGUGAAAGCUGAAAUCGAAAUUGAGCGAAUGGAAUAUGAUAAAAAAAUGGCUGCGACUGAAUUUGAUGAACUCAAGUGGAAAUACGAUGCACUUUCAACAGCUUUUGACAAGUUUAAGGAAAAUUCAGCAGAUAGUAGUCUGACAAAUGGAUUGAUAAUCACAGAUUUAGAAGGUAGGAUUAGGAAUUUAGAAGCCGAUGUAACAGCAAAAGAAAAUAUAAUUAGAAAUUUACAAGCCGAUGUUACAGCAAAGAAACAAAUCAUAUUGGAAAAAAGCGAACAGACUAAUAUGUUAUGGGAAAAGAUAAGGGAUUGGAAGCUAAAGUGGAAAAGUCAACGUGUCAAAAUACGGAUAUGGAUUUAG